AAACACAAUUUGAAACUUAAAGGAGCAGUAAAGGAGAGUGGAGGAGCAAACGGGAGGGAGAGGGGACGGGCUUUUGUUGUUGUUUUCAUUCAACUCCACGAUCCACGAGAAGCAGUGCUUUUCGCCACAAUUUUAUGUCGAUGAACUUUAACAAAUCGCAGAAAGAGAAGAGCAAGAAGAUAAUUUAAUUUGGUGACUUUGGUAUAUCCGCAAUGUUUAUAUGAGACGACUAUUAUAUAGCAUAGACUGCUCUGAGUGAAACUAUGAAAGUUUCAGCGGUAAAGAUGAUGAAAAGGACACUGCACCUCCUGCACAGUGGCAGAAGUUGUCGCAGCGUUGCUCGUAUGAUGUCCCGCUGGUCGUCUGCAGCGCUGACAGCCUCUGUGCCAAGUCGAGUUGUUGUGACUGGUAUGGGGGUAGUCUCUCCAUUAGGCUGCAACCUUCAGCACGUUUGGACACAGCUCCUCGAAGGAAAGUCUGGCAUCACCAGGCUCACUUCUGAGAAUUUCUCAAAGAUACCGUGCCAAGUUGCUGCCCUCGUCCCUCGAGGCCCUGAGGAACACCAGCUGGAUUUGGACAAGCAUUUUUCAAAGUCGGACCUUCGAACCAUGGCUCCUGCCACUGCCUACGCUCUUUUGGCCGCUAAAGAGGCUCUGCAGGACUCCCAGUGGCAUCCUAACAAUGACGAAGGCCGAAAUUCCACAGGCGUUUCAAUUGGCAUGGGAAUGGUGGAUUUGCUUGAUAUUGCGGAUUCAGCACAGCUGAUGGCCACCAGAGGCCCCAAUAAAGUUAGUCCCUACUUUGUCCCUCGCAUCUUGUCCAACAUGGCUGCAGGACACCUGAGCAUCAAGUAUGGUUUCAGAGGACCCAAUCAUUGUCUCUCGACGGCCUGUGCGACUGGUGCCCAUUCCAUUGCGGAUUCGGCUCGACUAAUUAGAGAGGGCUCUGCCAAAGUGAUGGUUUGUGGAGGAUGUGAGGCUGCAGUUAAUCCCCUGGCCGUAGCUGCCUUUUGCAGACUCAGAGCUCUGAGCACACAGUUCAACAACGAGCCAGAAAAAUCAUCUCGGCCUUUCGACAAAAAAAGGGACGGUUUUGUUAUGGGUGAGGGCGCAGCUGUACUAAUUCUAGAGGAUCUGGAUCAUGCCGUGGACAGAGGAGCCAAAAUUUAUGCUGAGAUUCUUGGUUACGGAGCCUCAGGUGAUGCGAACCACCCAACUGCGCCUUCAAAUGACGGUCUUGGCGCGUCCCUUGCCAUUCGCAGGGCCCUCGAAGUUGCUGAGGUAGAAAUUGAAGAAGUAGGACAUGUCAAUGCGCACGCCACCUCCACGCCUUUGGGAGACGAGGUGGAAAUAAAGGCACUGCGGUUGGUGUUCGGAGACCACCUGAACAACAUUAAAAUCUCUGCCACCAAAGGGGCGCAUGGCCACUUGCUUGGAGCGGCUGGUGCUCUUGAAACAGUUUUUACUGUGAUGGCUUGUCAGAGUGGUUACGUGCCACCGACAUUAAACCUAGAAGAAGUUCCUGACGACCUAUCUGAAUUUAACUUUGUGGCAAAAGAGAAGCAAACAUGGGAAACGGACAAUCGAAGGAUAGCCAUUAAAAAUUCCUUUGGCUUUGGUGGCACAAAUGCAACCUUAUGUGUGGCUCAGUAUGAUGACUAGGAUCGACUUAAAAAAUUUCUGUGAUUUUAGCUUUGCUAUGUUUUUGGAGAAAAUAAUAAUAAAAAUUGGAGCAGGUUAUGCGCUUUUAUCCAAUAAAA
Molecule: messenger RNA, 1759 nt
Organism: Neocloeon triangulifer
Lineage: Eukaryota; Metazoa; Arthropoda; Insecta; Ephemeroptera; Baetidae
Product: 3-oxoacyl-[acyl-carrier-protein] synthase, mitochondrial
Exons: 3
Coding region: 264-1661 (465 amino acids)
Biological process (GO): fatty acid biosynthetic process
Molecular function (GO): 3-oxoacyl-[acyl-carrier-protein] synthase activity
Source: RefSeq, a predicted model, not a curated record